CCUGUGCCGGGGGCGGGGUGUCCCCUCUGAGAGCGGCUCGGCUGCACUUGCGGGACCAGUUGUCCUUUCUGCAUAACUUAGUGAUUGCAGUACUUGCCACUUAAAAGCAGUUAAGAGAAGGACAUGGCUGCAAGAGCUUGUGGCUUGAUCAUCUACAGGAGGUUACAGUCACCACCAUCUGCUAAGGUCACUGAUGGUAUUGAAUAUCUCCUCCUUCAGACAUCCUAUGGGACCCAUCACUGGACCCCACCCAAAGGCCACGUGGACCCAGGAGAGGAUGACCUGCAGACAGCCUUCCGGGAAACACAGGAAGAGGCUGGUCUCCAGGCCAGUCAGCUCACCCUCAUAGAGGGGUACAAAAAAGAAUUGCACUAUCCUGUCCGUGGCAAGCCUAAAACUGUCAUUUACUGGCUGGCAGAAAUGAAGGACUGUAACACUGAAAUCAAGCUCUCAGAGGAGCACCAAGCUUUUCAAUGGCUGAAGCUGGAGGAUGCUUGUAAACUCGCAGAGUAUGAGGACAUGCAAGCGACACUGAAAGAAGUGCAUCGGUUUCUCUGCUCCAAACAAUGAACACCUGUGAAGGAGGAAGAACUGCAUGGUUGCAGAAAUGUAGAUUUCCUUCUUAAAUCUGUACGAAUUCUGUGAAAAUACUUGGAGCUUUUAAAGAACUUGUGCUUUUGCCCCUCCCUAGCUAAUGCAAAAAAGCGUGGUUUAGUUGAACCAUGAGCCAAUGAUGUCUGAAUUGAAAUGUACAGCCAGCAAAGUCUUCCUCUAUCCAGUCUCCUUUUUUUCCCUAUCCAGUCUCCUUUUUUUUUCCCCUCUUCCCUCUUCCUCCUUUUCCUCCUUUUCCUCCUUUUCCUCCUUUUCCUCCUUUUCCUCCUUUUCCUCCUUUUCCUCCUUUUCCUCCUUUUCCUCCUUUUCCUCCUUUUCCUCCUUUUCCUCCUUUCCCUCCUUUCCCUCCUUUCCCUCCUUUCCCUCCUUUCCCUCCUUUCCCUCCUUUCCCUCCUUUCCCUCCUUUCCCUCCUUUCCCUCCUUUCCCUCCUUUCCCUCCUUUCCCUCCUUUCCCUCCUUUCCCUCCUUUCCCUCCUUUCCCUCCUUUCCCUCCUUUCCCUCCUUUCCCUCCUUUCCCUCCUUUCCCUCCUUUCCCUCCUUUCCCUCCUUUCCCUCCUUUCCCUCCUUUCCCUCCUUUCCCUCCUUUCCCUCCUUUCCCUCCUUUUCCUCUUUUUCCUCCUUUCUCUCCUUUCUCUCCUUUCUCUCCUUUCCCUCCUUUCUCUCCUUUUCCUCCUUUCUCUCCUUUUCCUCCUUUCUCUCCUUUCUCUCCUUUCCCUCCUUUCUCUCCUUUUCCUCCUUUCUCUCCUUUUCCUCCUUUCUCUCCUUUUCCUCCUUUUCCUCCUUUUUCUCCUUUUUAUCUUUUCUUUUUUCCUUUCCUCUUGAAAUGCUGAACCACCGCAGGUCUUUUGGAAAAAUCAAACAGUUUGAUAUUUCUUGACCUGCUGAUGCAGAAAUAAUUGUAUGGGGAUUUUUGAUAGCAAAAUGUUUACUGCAGAAGUUGGCUCCUUGUUUUCCAAAUGGGGAAGCAGUAGUUCUGUUUCCAGCUCCUCCACUGGUCGUCCGUGAGAGCUUGUCAAGUCAUUUCAGGUUGUGUUUAUAUUACAAUUUUAUGUACAUCACUAAUGUACCAUUAUGGAAACAUUUUCCAUCCAAAGAGUCUUAGUAAACAGUUGAGAUACAGUA
Pogoniulus pusillus (Red-fronted tinkerbird) is the source of this 1734-nucleotide messenger RNA. It is a transcript of the gene NUDT2, whose product is annotated as nudix hydrolase 2. Gene Ontology annotation, molecular function: bis(5'-nucleosyl)-tetraphosphatase (asymmetrical) activity. Lineage: Eukaryota; Metazoa; Chordata; Aves; Piciformes; Lybiidae. The coding region runs from base 124 to 570 and encodes 148 amino acids. The record is from RefSeq and is a predicted model, not a curated record. Gene Ontology annotation, biological process: AMP biosynthetic process; ATP biosynthetic process. The transcript is spliced from 4 exons.